Annulohypoxylon truncatum is the source of this 1984-nucleotide messenger RNA. Its product is annotated as S-adenosyl-L-methionine-dependent methyltransferase. NCBI's taxonomy places the organism in Eukaryota, Fungi, Ascomycota, Sordariomycetes, Xylariales, Hypoxylaceae. The record is from RefSeq and is a predicted model, not a curated record. Gene Ontology annotation, molecular function: O-methyltransferase activity. The coding region runs from base 506 to 1681 and encodes 391 amino acids. The transcript is spliced from 7 exons.
AAACCUCCCUGUGCACACUACCAGUGGAGGAUAACCAACUCCACCUCACCUUAAAAACAGGUCAAUCGGAAUUUUCACAAUACACUGGCUGUUGGACGGUGCACUAUCUACAAUCACUUCGCUUUGCCCUCGCAUAUCCUCGUUAGGGCCGCGUAUGCUGCACAUUAUUCCAGUCCAGUUGGAGUGUUGGUGUGAAAUAGAAAUUCAAUCCGUAGGAUUUCACUAAACGUAAUCCAAUCAAUACCUACUCGCGGUCAUGUUGGUUUCACCGAAGGCCAUCGGCUUACGGAUGUAAGGCGCGAUCUAACGUCAAUGGUUGGCAUAUCAACGCAUCCCCUAGUCUCGAGACACCUAAAUUAUCUAUCCUACACCCAAUUACUCGCCACGCUCUGGGUGCGCAGAUCACAAGGGAGGAGAAUAAUUAACCUGAGAAGAGUUGCUAUCAAAAGAUACCUAAGGUAACAAGGGAGUCUAACAUUCUUACCUAAGAAACAUAGAUUACAACAUGGCCAACGCCGAAAGGUCCUCUAUUGAUUUUAUCGAAGCUGUGCAGAACGUCCUUGACAGCAAAGAUGAGGCAGCUCGUAAGCAAAUGCUUGGGACUGCCACACAGGCGAUGGCGAUGCUGGAAACCCCUGUUGACGCCAUCUGGAGGCUAAUCAUGUCUCCGCACGCUCCCUCUGCGCUGAUGGCCCUGAUCAAGGCCGGCGUUAUUCAAGAGAUUGCCAAAACCGACUCUUCAACGGCCGACCAGCUUGCUAAAACUACUGGAGCCGACAGACUCCUGAUAGUGCGGCUCUUGCGGCCCUUGAAUGCAUUAGGCAUCGUGAAAGAAAUAAGUCCAGAGGAAUAUGCUCCCACUGCUAUCACGAAGGCUUUGGUAGACCGUGUCCUACUUGGAGGAUAUCAAUUCAUGUUUUCCGCCGCGACACGAUCUUUAGCCAAUCUGCCAUUCUAUCUAGAGAAAACGGGCUUCAAGAAUGUGGAGGGCUCUCCUGGCCCUUUCCAAGAUGCACAUAAUACACAGGAUAAUAUGUUUCCGUGGCUAAUCAAGGACCCGCCAAUGAUGGGGAAUUUCAAUGCAUUUAUGACAGGCCAGCGGAUAGACCGCAAGCAGUGGUUUGACAUCUUCGAUGUCGAGGAUAUCUUGCUCAAAGGGGCUAAAAUAGACCAGGACGCUACAUUGAUGGUUGAUGUCGCUGGAGGCGAGGGCUAUGAUAUCGCCGAAUUUCACAAGCGCUAUCCAGAUGCCCCAGGACGGCUCAUUGUCCAAGAUCUUCCUGCCGUUAUAGACAGCAUUCAGGAUCUUACUCCCAGGGUCGAACGUCAGAAGCAUGACUUUUUCCAGCCACAGCCGAUCAAAGGUGCCAGGUGUUAUUAUUUCCGCUCUAUCCUCCACGAUUGGCCUGAUGCCGAUUGCAUCAAGAUCCUCCAGAACACAGCAGAGGCUAUGACGCCGGGAUACUCGAAAUUACUCCUGUCCGAGUUUGUAUUACCUGCCAGCAAUGUUUCACUUUACCCUGCGUUGCUCGAUGUUAAUAUGAUGGCCGUGCUCAACGCAAUGGAAAGAACAGAAGCUCAAUGGAGUAAGCUACUAGAUGCUGCUGGGCUGGAAGUCGUCAAGUUUUGGUCUUCAGACGCGGAGACUGAGGGCCUCGUUGAGGCUGUGUUGAAAGAUUGAGUCGUUCAAAUUAGGGGUGUGCGAGAUGCCCCCAGUGCCUUCAUUACCUAGGUUGGACUUGUGUUUUCCAUUGAAUCGUAUGAAGGUCUUAUACGAAGUUUAAUCCACCAUUACAGUGUCCCAAAGCUAUGCUAACUGGAAGCAUUAGAAGCUUCCUAGCUUGGAUUCGCUUUCAUUUUAUUUUGCGAGUUCGAGAUAUCUUUAUUAAGGAUCUCCCCCUUCCAUUAAAGGGUUACUCCUUUAUUACGUAAUUUAUCAGCCCCUGCCAAGAAACUCCUAUUUAGGUACCUACUGGAAAGGUAU